CGCCUAUGUACAGAUUUGGGCGUCUCUGCUCCUGCCCAAAGCCCAUUGCCAGCAGGGUUGCUGUCAAAGUGUCUAGCUUGGCUCAAUUGCCGUUCAUAUAUAAGUAUAAGCACUACAGGUGGUCAUCUUUGUUCGUUAUAUCUUAAUCUCUUUAUUAUCAAGCUAUUGAAAUCGCAUCAUGUCGCUUUUCCUCUGUGUUGACUGUGGUGGUUCCAAGACGUCUGCUGUCAUUGCAGAUAGAUCUGGCACGAUCCUCGGGCGUGCUCUAGGAGGCCCAUCUAACUUUUCGUACAUGUCUGCGGCUGCAUUUACAGAUGCUGUUCGCGUAGCAGUAUCUAAUGCAUUGAAGACCUGCGUCUCUCCACCAUCUAUCGACCCCAUUUCCCUCCCUCCCAACACUGAGAUAUUUGCAUCUGCAUGGUUCGGUAUCUCCGGCGUUGAUUCCCUAGCUGCGAUCGCCAAUGCCUCAGCAGUUCUAUCUGUUCUCCUCGGGAUACCCCUGGGUCCACGGUUAGUCGUGGCCAACGAUACACAUCUUCUUGCUGCUCCGCUUCGGUUUCAUCCUGAUAUCAAGCAUGCUGUGGCUGCGAUAGCCGGCACUGGAUCUUGUGUCGUUUCGUUUCAGCACGAACCCUCAGGCAUGCUAAGUGAGCUUGCACGGACCGGCGGGUGGGGAUGGAUUCUAGGAGAUGAAGGCGGAGGAUUUCAUGUGGGCCGUGAGACCAUGCGUCAAAUGAUGUACGAUGCUGCGCGCUCGUCGUUGGGGAUGGAACCGUUACCCCCAAGUAGCCUCAAAGCGAAGGUGCUUGAAACAUUUGGGAUCAAGGGGGUAGAUAAUGCCCCAGAGGUGUUGCCGGUGGUGCACUUGCCCGAGCCUAGUACAGAAGAGGCGGCUGCCUCUGUUCCAUCGUACCUCCUCGUUGCGCGCGAGAAACGGUUAAGCCAGCUUGCUCCACUCGUUUUUGAGGCUGCAUUCAAGGACAAGGACCCCUUCGCGCUGAAUGUGUUGAAGGCUUGUGCUGAGGGACUUGCGGACCAGAUCGCAAUGCUCUCCCGUGAGCCUGGAGAGGAUCCGAGUUUGAAACCAAGAGCAGUGGAAGCAAAUGAGGCCAUGUUAUGUUUUGGAGGGAGCUUGGUUGGCAUCGAGGAUUAUAGGGCGUUGAUACAUGAGGCAUUGGCGAAGAAGGGGCAUGUCUUCAAAUAUGUGGAGUUCGUUGAAGAUGCCGCGGCUGUAGGAGCGGUAGGCCUAGCGUCUUUAGGUAGGACAUAAGUCUCUGUCUGCUCACUAGCUAUUAUAUAGCCUACAUAGAACUUGUUAUUUUAAGUUGUAAGUAUGUAGUCGAUGGACGCGAAGCACCUGCCCUAAAUAUUUCCACGGUCCCAAUAUAAAUACCACCUUCCGUUUU
Suillus subalutaceus is the source of this 1406-nucleotide messenger RNA. RefSeq lists its product as uncharacterized. NCBI's taxonomy places the organism in Eukaryota, Fungi, Basidiomycota, Agaricomycetes, Boletales, Suillaceae. The transcript has 2 exons. The coding region runs from base 179 to 1270 and encodes 363 amino acids. The record is from RefSeq and is a predicted model, not a curated record.